Molecule: messenger RNA, 1187 nt
Organism: Leucoraja erinaceus (little skate)
Lineage: Eukaryota; Metazoa; Chordata; Chondrichthyes; Rajiformes; Rajidae
Gene: hoxb10a
Product: homeobox B10a
Exons: 2
Coding region: 65-1054 (329 amino acids)
Biological process (GO): regulation of transcription by RNA polymerase II
Cellular component (GO): nucleus
Molecular function (GO): DNA-binding transcription factor activity, RNA polymerase II-specific; RNA polymerase II cis-regulatory region sequence-specific DNA binding
Source: RefSeq, a predicted model, not a curated record
CCCCCCCCCCCCCCCCCCACCCCCCCCCCACCCCCAUCUAGCCCUGCUCAACUCAGCUGCAGCUAUGUCAUGUUCGGAGAAUUCUGCUCCAAGAUCGUUUUCAGUCAGGGCUUUAAUCAGCUCCAACCAGCCUGGACCUUACUGUCCUGGGGGUUAUUUGUCCUCUAGGCCGGACCAGGGCUACGGGGCACAGAGCUGUCAUCGUAAACACGACGAGAUGAGCCACCAGCAAGCUCUAGGGUUGGUGCCCCAUCACCAGUACGUGCCAAGUAUGGCAGGAUGGGCAUCGCCAUCAGCACCCGGCCACAGCGGCCGCCUCCAGCAGAUAAACGCAUAUUCCUUCGCGUCUAGCGUGAAAGAAGAAGCCAACUAUUGUCUACUAGACGGGGAUAAACACGCGAAGACGGUCCCGGAGGUGCCUGUGUACCCGAGGGUGAUCUCUGAGAUGUGCGCCAGUGAUAGUGGCAGAGUCCCAGUCCCCAUCUAUUUCCGUUCAGAGCCGAGCUACACGUCCAGCAAGCCCACGGAUUACAACCAGCCGCCGCCGCCAGCCGCGGCCCCAUGCUCGAUCACAUCCAGCGUUCCCUUCAGCUCUUCCUUCGCCUCGUCGUCUUCCUCCUCGAAACCAGGUGAAAAGGCCAUAAAAGCGACCGGCUCGAGCGACCCCGUCCGCAGAAACCCGGCAAAACCCACAGAAGCGAGACAGAGUGACUUUGUACAAGAUACACCCACUUUAGACUUCCCUGGCGGGGACCCGGCUCAUUCCGAGAGAGAAACAAAAGAAAGCGCGAAGACCGCGAGUACCACGAACUGGAUGACCGCGAAAGGAGGAAGAAAGAAACGUUGUCCGUAUACCAAGUACCAGACUUUGGAACUCGAGAAAGAAUUUCUCUUUAACAUGUACUUGACUCGAGAGCGCCGCCUGGAGAUCAGUCGAGGCGUGAAUCUAACAGACAGGCAGGUCAAAAUCUGGUUUCAAAACAGGAGAAUGAAGCUGAAAAAGAUGAGCCGAGAGCACAGGAUUCGUGAAAUAUCGACUGCUUUCCCCAUCUGAAAGCGGCACUGUGCUCCGAUUUGAUUAAAGAAGAGGCGGCGGACAAUGUGGUUGAGGAGUCCGAAUACUACAACAGCAUUGAAGAUGGUGAAGGGGAGGGGAGGGGGGAAAGGCUGGAGGGAGGGGGGGGGGG